Molecule: messenger RNA, 5899 nt
Organism: Labrus mixtus (cuckoo wrasse)
Lineage: Eukaryota; Metazoa; Chordata; Actinopteri; Labriformes; Labridae
Product: transmembrane protein 163a-like
Exons: 8
Coding region: 390-1259 (289 amino acids)
Cellular component (GO): synaptic vesicle membrane
Molecular function (GO): zinc ion binding
Source: RefSeq, a predicted model, not a curated record
GAAAGAAAAACUUGGCACCGCCUGUCAGAUUCUCAGUAGAUCCCAGCAGUUUAUCACAUCGCCGCAUCUAACCCUAAACUGUCUGUAAGUGGUUCAGCCGGGCGGAGUGUUUACUGAGGCUGCAGAGCUGCACUGUGGACUUUACGCACAGGGAGUUGGUUGGCUGCUGAUGCUGGGGAGAUAAAAAAUAAAAAUACACCUUUUAUCUCCCAUCUUCUCUUAUCGCCAUCUCUCCUUUCCUCCACUUCUUCGCAACUGAGUCGACACCGGUGGCUUAUUGGACGCGCUGGAUGGCUGCUGCACUCAGCGAACCGGCGUGAAUCUUUCUAUCUUCAUCAUCAUCUUUCUCUGCCUUGGAGCCCGAAAACAAACCAGCAACUGCAGCAACAAUGACAGACCCGUCAACCCAGGAGUCCUACCCUGUCCCAGACCCGACUAUCGUGGGUCCAUGCCCGGCCACAGUGCGGAACGGCCAGUGCGCCCCGGAUGGCUUCACCAACAACCACCAUCAGCAAGCCAAAACCUCCAGCCAGCCCGAGGCGUUAAACACGGGCCAUGAGAUGAAAAUCACAGACAGUGUGGAGGGAGAAGGUCUUCUUGAGAGCAGCAUGCGCCUGAAACCCCACGAGGCUCAGAGCUACAGAAAGAAGGCUCUAUGGGUGUCCUGGGUCUCCAUUGUGGUCACUCUCAUACUGGCUGUGGCAGCUUUCACUGUAUCAUUCAUGAGACACAGCGCAUCAGCCUUUGGAUUUGCCUUUGAUGCCACGCUGGACGUUGUAUCAUCAUUCAUUGUCAUCUGGCGCUACAGCAAUGCAGCAGCUGUGCACUCUGCGCACAGAGAGUAUAUAGCAUGUGUCGUUCUAGGAGUUUUGUUCGUCCUCUCCUCCCUGUGCAUCCUGGGAAAGGCCAUCCAUAACUUGGCAACGAGGAUGCCACCAGAAGUGGAUGACUUCCUGUACAGUGUGUCUAUAGUGAGCGGGUUCACGUGUUCGCUGCUGGCUGUAGUCAAGUUCUGGCUAGGGAGAGUGCUAACUAGCCGUGCACUCAUCACUGACGGGUUUAACUCUCUGGUAGGAGCUAUUAUGGGAUUUUCCAUUCUGAUCAGCGCUGAAGUCUUCAAGCAUGAUACUGACGUCUGGUUUCUGGAUGGUACAAUUGGAGUUCUUAUCGGACUCACCAUUUUGGCAUAUGGUGUCAAACUCCUGAGAGAUAUGGUGCCCCGUGUGAGGCAGACAAGGAACUACGAACGUUUUGAGUGAGAGACUCAAAGCGGAUUCACAUCCACAUCCACACCUGGCUGCCUCCUAUAUCUGCCCUCUUUCUCUCUGUCUUUCAUGCACACUACAAUACAAAUUUCACCUGCACAUGCAAUACAUGCUGAUGUUCCCAUGUGCUGUAUAUACUGUACAUAGUACAUGCAUACAUUCAGACAGUAACAAACACACUUGCAAGCAAGCACAAACACAGACAUUGGAAAGACUUUUAAGGGAAAAGAACAUGAUGGAGACCAACUUAUGGAAAGAAAACUAUUUCACUUUUGUUCAUGAAUCCACACAUUUAAACAUUUAAAGUAAGGAAAAAGACUGAGAUACCUGUCAAUCAAUAGGAGAUUUUUAUGGGUUCAUACAGGACAUUAAGUAUUCACUUUUUAGAUUACAGUAACCCCAUCAUUCAGAUCUAAACUGCUAGAGAUUACAGUAAAUUGUUUUGUCUAUGCGCUGUCAUCAGGACAAGAGUAAUGUGUAUCAAUAUAAAAUGUAUCGAUUGGUGAACAUUCCACUCAAAGGUCAAAUAUUAUGUAAAAUACACUUAAACAUUUUUUUACAACACUAAUAUGUGUCCCUAGUCCGUCUACAAACCCUCCAGUUAUGAAAAACAUCCAUCCUCUCAGUCUUUUACCUGCUCCACUUUCAGAAAAUGUUUGCUCAAACAGGUUGUUUGGGGAUUUUCCCUUAAUGACAUCACAAAGGGCAUUAACCCCUCCCCCAUGUGGGUGACACUCCCACAGCUGGGUGUUUGUUCUGCCCUCUGAGUCGGCCUUCUCAUCGCAAACAAUCGGACAUGGUGCAAGAAAGCCCAAGCAACCCAACCCCUUCCAGAGGGAUGUGAUCAGACACAGCUCACUUGCAUUUAAGGCUAUGGACACAUAAACAGCCUGUUCUGAGCAGGGCUGAAAUAGAGGGGUUUAUAGGCAUGAUAAAAUACAGUAUCAGAAUGGAUUCAUAACAAGAAACUACACAGACAUGUUUUGGGGAGUUAUGAGACUUGUUUAAGUUUUUUGAAAAGGAGGAUCAUAUGUGACCUUUAAAUGAGACCUCCACACAAAAUACAACAUGCUUUCUUACUUGCAUUACAUAGAAAAAUAUAAAAGUUUCAAUCUUUAAGCAUUGCUUUGGCUCUUAAGGUAAUCAUCUAAUUUAUUUCUCCAAAUUGAAGCCUGCAACUAUUUUUUUUUUUUUUUGUUUUAUCAGUAAAUGUAUCUCUUCUUAAAACCUCACCAGCCUCCUCUUUACAAAGCAACCACUUUUAUGGCCACUUUUAUAUAUAGAGAGAGAGAUACAGAGAGAGAGAGAGGACCAUAAAAGCAGUACUAUGUCAAUAAACACAGCGAGGUCAGUCUCGAUAUGGAAACUCUACAAACAAAAGGUAGCAGCAAUAUAGAGGUCAGGAGGCAUUGAGGACUCCCAUUUGAUAUACAGUAGCUAUAAAAUAAAGUGCAGAGCUUACAUUACAUUGCAUAGGCUACUUUAUGUAAUGUAUCCAAGCACAAAUUAGCAGAUUUGUUGCUGACAGUUAAGCACAGGGCAGUUUUUAUUUUGACACGGCAAAUAUUUCACGUCAUUUGCAGGUAUUAGGCCUUUCGUUAGUGCUGUAUCUGCUUUUACAUAUGAUUCAUUGCCAUAUAUUGUUGAUAUCUUUUGAAAUGUUUACACAUACACAUCGUUUAGUCUGUUAUUUUCUGAUAUCCAUUCAGAAUCUGUUGUUUUAUACUUGAAACACUGUUUUACAAAUGAAAGUUUAAGCAGAAUAUACAAAUAGUGAUCAAAUGUAGUGCUGCAUAAGGGCGGGAUGGAGGAAAAAACAUCAAUAUUUAUUUUGUGUCUUUUUCGUUACAACUUUUUAGGUUAAUGUCAUAAUUUGAUGUUAAAGAAGUAAACUGUGCGGGAUGGCUUCCUGUGCAAUUUGCUAUUAUCCUGUAAUUAAUAAUUGUCAAAUUUUUCUAAGUCUAGAUCAGGUAUUUAUUAUUCUUUAUGAACACUGUUUUAUUCCAUUUUUCCUCAUUAUGACUGCAAAGCUUCCAAAUCAAACAUGAAACAAAGCACAAUGACAGAGGAAACUGACGAUAGGAAGUUCAUCUCCACUGUAUAUCAUUUGAAGUGAUUCUGCCCAUCUGCUUAUCAUCACCCAUUUGUUCUGCAUGUAUUCAGUUGUUAUCAUUUACCAUUACAGUAUGUGCAAUGAACAGAUUGUAAAUACGAUCCACACAGUCUGUAAAUAUGUUUAUUCAAUGUUUGGGUAGUAACAAAAAGUCACAAAUAUAGUCAUAGUACUUUAUGGCCAACAUAACAGGCUUUUUGGAGUAGACAGCUUAUAGUUCAAGUAUGGAUGACCAAUGUUGCAUAUACUUAAAUAUGUUUAAUGUAUAGUGAUUAUACUGUACAUGUUGUUUUGCAUAUUACUGUAGAUUAUUGGUGAAAUGAAAUGACAAGUCUUACUGUAAGUUUUUUGCACUGUAAGUGAAACCCUCAGACUGGAUGUAGGUGUCACCAGAUGGCACUGUCCAAGGCUGGUUUUAUCGCUGGUUUGAAUACCAGCAAUAAUACUGCUUAACAAAUGAAGACUUCACAUGUUGAAAACAAGAAAGAAAAACAUAUUGGACACGAUAUAUCUGUGAGCACCAACCUAACAUUUUCAACAAAUAAAUCCCCUGUAAAAAGUCAAUAUCAGUUAAAAGUGUAUUCUACAGUUUAAAAUAUAAUUAUUACUUCAUCAUGCUGUCAAACACCUGUUUUAUUUGGCACUACUUUUCCCCUCUACAUUCGUAUGCGCACUGUAUCAUGUCAAAAUGUUUUGGUCUUCCGCAUAGAUGACUCAAAAAUUGAAUGAUUAACGACUUAUUUUUGUGUCAUUAAUCAGGCUAGCGUCUCCAAACAUGGGCAGGGCAAUAUGUGUUGAAAAGUACCUCAUCAAACCUCACUUCAAAAAGGCUGAAAUAACCUUUUAUGAGGCUUAAAUUGUAACUCUAACCUCAAAAUGAGCUGUUGGAUUUGUGAAACUGAGCUAAGUUUAUUGAUUUAAAAUUCAUGUAAAUGUAUUAACUUAAAAUACCUUGAUGUGAAUAAUUUGUAGAAGCACUUUUAUACAAGAGAUACUGAAGUUAAACCAAAAUGUUCACUGUCUUAAGUGAGAUGGACUGUGGAUUCAGAAUGCCUGAGAGCCCCCUUGUGGUGGAAGGAGGCUACAUGACAGCCGUUUUAAAAAGCCUUCAGUGCCCUGGAUCCACUGAGAGAGUCUAAAUAUAGCCCAGGCUUACAGACAGAAACAGAGCCUUGGAUAGUGACUGAAGGGGCCUUACAUCCUCUGCACACUGUAAUUAUCAACUCUGGGUCGACAUACUGGACAAGUAGCAAAAAUAAUUGGUGUUAUCUUUAGUUGCAUUGUGUAAAGAAUAAGGAUUAGCUAUUAAUUGAAGGCGUGAAUCAGCUCACACCACUUCAGCUCACCAACAGCACACUGAUAUGUAAUGUUUCCCUAACCCCCCUUUCUCUGAUGCAUAGAAGACAAUCUUUACAACGACUUUUACUAGCAAAGCACAGUGUUUGAAUGCGUGUUUAAACCACAUAAGGCACAGAACGAACAAUAAUAACUCAGUCUUAGUAACGGUAUGCUUUGCUACAUAGUUGCUUAUGUUGUGUUUGGAUAAACUGGGGAAAAGUUUGAUCUUGGAAACAAAAUCAUUACUACCUCUUCAAUGCACCUUGUUUUAUCUUCACACCACUUUUUCUGUGCACAUUUAUGCUUUGAAAAACGACAAUGCCAGGUGCUGUAAUUGCUGCCCUGGCUCUCUUAAACUCCUUAGUAAUAAGUUAUCUUUGAAGCUGAUUCAUUGCCUGUAAAUCCCAGGUAUGUGAAGCAGCUGAAUUCCAAAAUGUUAGUCGAAAUUUCCCAUUAUUCGCUGAUCACAAAAGUUUCAGUUCAUUUGUAUAGAUUGUGAUUUACACUGUCUGAUUACAUUUUCCACUUCUCGCUACAUCCAUUGAAAACUUUAAGAGGUUUGUGGAAAAAAAAGGAACUCUGAACAUGUUUAAGUUUGCACAAACACAACACCUCUUUUCAUCUUAGAGGUGUUAUAUUCUCUUUGUUACAUUACAUUUGAGUAUACUGUUCAUUUAACUAGGCCGGAAACAUUUCUGCAGCUUCAUACAACUGUGCCAAAACAUUGACGAACAUUUGUCCACUUUCAUGGACGUGUGUAUCAUCCAGUUGUAUCUGUAUCGAGUGAAAAAUGACUUCUCGUUCUUGCCCCAGAAGUGGCAUCGAACCAUUAUUCUUAAUUUCAAGAAUUAUGACAGCAAUACUAACCUCUUCUUGAUUGCUAUAAAUUUUGCAUGGACAUAAGAAAACCCUAACAGCUUCAGUGCUUACAAAUGCAUUGCAGCCUGCCACACACAAACAUGCACACACAGACAAAACAUACAUACAUGGUAAGACACAAGUGAUUUCCAACAAAUCUGACUGUGUAACAGAUUGUUUAUUUGUCUGUUUGUACAGUAAUGACAUCAGUGGUAUUACAGAUGGUGUAAACAUCAUUUAUUUGUGUAAAAGAAAACUAUCUCUCUUUGUCAAAGAGCAAAGUUUUAUUGAUUAAUAAAGUUUUAUCCUGCUUCUUCAUCAACAA